UUUCCUGCCCAUCCCGUCCCGACCCGCGGCGGCGCGGGGCCGGGAGCGGCGGGGGGCAGCCCGGGGACCCCGGCCCGGUAUCAGUUCUGCUUUCGAGGGAGGCGGCGAUUUCGCAGUAAGGGGCGGGUGACACCUGCCCCGGGGAUUCCCCACCUGCAGCCGCCUCCUCAUAAGAUCCCGGUGGCGGCGGCAGAGGAGACACCGACGGAUCAUGGUCCCGCUCCAGCACCUCCGUCUCUGCCUCUGCCUCCCGCUGCUGCUGCUGCCGCCUCCCGCGGCCCCGGCUCCGGUCCCGCACCCCAGCACCAACUGGGCCGCUUGUAGGACCCUCUCCCGGGAGCUGUCGCGGCUAUUGGCGACCCUCAAGGAGCCCCACCGGGUCCUGGAGGAGACGCACCUGAGCGAGGAGGACCCCAAGAAUUGGCCCCCUCGGAUCCGCUGCAGUGAUGCCUGCGACCCUCCCACGCUGGACACCAAUAACACGCGCUGCCUGCAGCGGAUCCUCCAGGGGCUGCAGCAGUACCGGGACCUGUUGGGCUCCGACAUCUUCACCGCUCGGCCCCUGCCCCAGCUGGAGGCUGCUCUGGACCAGCUGCUGGGACUCAUCCAGCAGGACCGUGGCCGCCCCCCCCGGCGCCCCGUGGCCCCCAGCGAGGCGUGGGCUCACCCUCUGCUCCAGCACCUGGCCCUCCAGCGCCUCCAGUCCUUCACCACCAUCAUGAGCCGCGUCUUCACCCACAGCGCCCGCUGAGGCCACCCGCACAUGGACCCCCUCU
Calypte anna (Anna's hummingbird) is the source of this 776-nucleotide messenger RNA. RefSeq names its product interleukin 23 subunit alpha (gene IL23A). Lineage: Eukaryota; Metazoa; Chordata; Aves; Apodiformes; Trochilidae. The transcript has 4 exons. Gene Ontology annotation, molecular function: cytokine activity. Bases 212 to 751 code for a protein of 179 amino acids. The record is from RefSeq and is a predicted model, not a curated record. Gene Ontology annotation, biological process: positive regulation of T-helper 17 cell lineage commitment; immune response; positive regulation of T cell proliferation. Gene Ontology annotation, cellular component: interleukin-23 complex; extracellular region.